AUGAAGCUAUUCGCCCGUCUCAAUAUGGUUGUGCUACUCGCAAUUUCGGCGUUGGUAUACAUGGUAUGGAAUUUGCGCUCAUACCAUCCCAUCACGCGAGCAAAGAAGGUCUGGAGCCGGAAGACGACCGAAGUCAUAGUCUUCGGAGACUCGUGGAGCACCAAUCGCCUCGAAUUGUCGGCGCAUCGAGCAGCAGCACCAGCCAACAACAAGCUGUGGGUGGACACGCUAUGCUCAGAGAUUGUUUGCGACCGCAUCUACGACUUAGCCCAAUCGUUACCCUCCCAUCCAUCCCACCGACGGGGUCCUGUGAUCGACAACGACGUCUACGCCAAUCGAACAAGAUCGCUCAAUCUUACAUCGGGGCUUGAAAACAUCGGAGACUUUGGGCAUCAAGUCGACGACUAUCUCGCGCAAAUUGACCUUCGAUGGCAAGACGGUAUAGAAGGAGGGAAAGAAAGAACCACACACAUCUUUACCUUGUUCUUUGGACUGUGGGAGCUGUGGGACUUUGUCGGUCUGGAGGAAGAGGCUGUCUUGCCCACUGUGGUAGACUGCAUUGCCUCCAUGUUUGCCCAACUAGACCGCCUCGUCCAAGCAAAGACCGUGUCCCCUCUCCGGACAACUGUGGUCAUACCCAAGGUCCCGGACCCGACCUUCUUUCCUCGUUGGAUCGCUGAGCGGACAUCUGCAGCUGGGAUCGACAAGUAUGGCCAGCUCCAACGGCAAGCCGUUGUACUGACUGAUCUCUGGAACAACGUCCUCCAAAAGCAAGCCGAGACGUGGAACAAGGCCCGCGUCGUCAUGCCCGACUUCCACGCGUGGAUGCUCGAGCAACUGCGUGAGCCCGAGAUUGACGAGACAGGCCCCGCAGUAGUCUCGAAAGCCGGGCCUGGUGCCAAGUUUACAGAACUGACCCGGUCCUGUGUCAAUUACACCGCUCCUCUCAGCGGAGAUAUGAACGAGACCCAGUCAUUUACCAUGUGUGAUGACCCGUCGCACUUCUUGUUCUGGGAUGAUACGCGUUUGAGCGGCACCGCACAUGAGCUACUCGGCAAACACGUCGCUGAGAUGCUCCAAAAUAGCACUGUCGCUAAUCAGACGUUGUACGUCGAGAAUCGGAAGACCAAGACAGAUCAUCCGUCUUUCUAG
Aureobasidium subglaciale EXF-2481 is the source of this 1152-nucleotide messenger RNA. RefSeq lists its product as uncharacterized. The record is from RefSeq and is a predicted model, not a curated record. The transcript has 3 exons. NCBI's taxonomy places the organism in Eukaryota, Fungi, Ascomycota, Dothideomycetes, Dothideales, Saccotheciaceae. The coding region runs from base 1 to 1152 and encodes 383 amino acids.